AUAGAUGUUUUGACCCCGGAAGCACUUCCCCAUGUAGCGUUACCGUUGAGAUUGUUAAAACAACACUAUUAUUCAGAUUUAUUCCCAAACGUAUGUUGAAAGAAACUAUUUUUGAAAAUGGGAGUCAAUGUAAUGGGAAAAUACCAUUUAACAGUCUUUACAGAUAGCUAAUGUUACGAAUUGUGUGCCUAACUAGCUAACGUUGUAUUAGAAGCUUCGCGUUAGCUAACGUUAAGUUAGCAAUCAGCUAACUGACUAAAGUGUUUAUCACAAACAAGCACAAACGGUGAACAUUUGAAGAACCUUCUCCAGCCAUUUUGGGGUCAGAGAUCUUUUCGAAAUGGAUAUCAGCAUUGCCGUGUCGCUGAUCCGAGGCCAGAUGGGUGCCGUGGUUGAGCGAGCAGUGAACGGAGCGGUGGAGACGGUGCUGGCAGAGAUGCUCAAAGUGGUCGGAGUCAAAUUUGAGGAGUUGAAAGCCCAGGUGGUGCUGAUGAAGAGGGACAUCAUGGCGUUGCAGAGGGAAAAGGCUGUAAAAGAGAAGGAGAAUGACAAUAUUCGUGCCAAGCUGCGCUACACCGAGCUGAAGCUGAAGUACUACAGGCAGGGAGUGGAGGAGGAGCUGCAGCAGAGAGCCUCAGUCUCCACUCUUGUCCGCAUCCACCCGUCCACCUUCGCCCAAGCACAGAGAGGUGGUGCAAAUGUUUCCUCCACCGAGACCUCUCCAUCAUGCUCAACUCAGACCAGGACCCCUGAGGGACCACUGACGAGAAGCAAUCAAGGCACCUCUCCGCAGAGCACGAGCAGGUGUGCGAUCAGAGUGUGCUGCCAUUCAGAUGUGGGAGUUACCAGCUCCGACCCGUCUGACUUGCUGCUGCCUGUCUCACUCCCUGUGAACACACCAACAGAAUCUGUGGACAGCAGUACAGUUUUGUUCUGUUCCACAGAGCGCGACACAGCUCAGAGCAAGGAUGACGAUCAGGAGGACGACUGUGAGUGGACCAUCACUCUGCAGCCACAUACAGAAGGUGUAGACGCUGUCGUGGCCCCUCCUCCUGUCCAGGCCCUUACUCUGGAUCUGGGGCAGCAGUCAGCUGCUGGCACGCUGUCCCCAGAUGGUUCCACCCAGGCCGAUAGCUCCACUCUGCCCUCCUCUGCUCCACAGGUGAAGCAGGAGGAGGAGGAGGAGGUGAUCUGUAUUAAGGAGGAGGCAGAGGACGAGCAGGAGGUGAUGGCCACUCUGCUGCUGGACUGCCAGGUGCAGCAGGGUCAUCUUCCAGAGUCAGAGGCUCAAAGCUCAGUGACAGAAUGGUCAGGACUCCCAGCAAGCCAGAGAAAUCACACUACAGACUUCAGCUCAGCCGAACCAAGCAACUAUCUGAUGCCUCAGCCUUCGGCCUCCCUGCCGUCGAUGGCGGCCUUGCCACCCAGUAUCCCACCUCGCCAGGCGGUGCGGCCCUGGACUAAAGACCUCAGCCUUUAUGAAGAAUACAAACUGCGCAGGAAUGAGCUCCGCCGGCGAAGCCUCAGCAGACGCAGGGAGCUGGAGAAAACACUGCCUCAGCCUCUGCUGGCAGAUCUGGUGCGAGAGCGUCGGGAGAAGACCAGGCUGAGGGUGGCCAGGUGGAGGGCAAAAAGGAAACUCCAGGCUUGUCUUAACCAGGCUCAGGUUCAAGGUGGCACUGAAGGUCUUUCUCAAACUGGCUUUCCCAUCAGCAGCCAGCAUCAGCAGCUCAGAGUGCCUUGUGCUGCCACCUCGAGUAGUCGGCAGAGCUCAUCACUGUCUCAGUCCAACAGCUUCCUCAACAUGUCCGCAGCAAACAGCAUCUCGUCCACUCUCCCCUUCAUACCCUCCUCCUCCUCUCUGCUCCUGAGAGGCCCCAACAUGGCUCCACAUCAGCACACUGUGACAUCAUCAUCCUCUUCCUACCCCCAGGUCAGCCUAUCGCAGCAGAGUAUCUCUCUGGCAGAAACAGAUAUCUUGCAGUGAGAUGUUUGAAACCAGAACAGUGCACAGAGAGAUUGUAGGAAUGAGGAAUGUGUCAAAUAUGUCAUUGUUGGUGUUCAGGAGGGGUCAGAACAGAUUGUAGUCUGUACUUGAAGGGUGAUGCAGCCAUCUUUGUGUUUCAUUAACUUUGAGCGUCAUUAAUCAAACACAUUGUCCUUGAAACAUUUGGUCUGGUUUUGCAGAGAACUUGCUUACUUUACACUGAACUUCCAUUCACAUCACAAUAAAAGCAGAGCCUGCACGUUAAAACUGAAUUCACUUCUUUACUGAGCAUAGAUGACAAUGUUUCAGUCCAUGGUGGAUCCUCAUCAUGUCGAACUUAGAAGCACCUUAUCCCUACCCAUAUGUACAGACAAAAAAAAUUAGAGCACCUGAUAUGGAUCUCUUUGUCUUUGCUAUGUACUCAUGAGAAAUCCUUUACUCUCAUUUUAUAUCAGUUACACACAAAAUCCAGUAUCUGUAGACCAACACAGGCAACAGACACUGUAAACUCAUACAUAAAAUGUAAUGCAUUCAAAUAUUCACACUUCCAACAACAUUCAGAAUCUUAUAUAAUCUAAUUCUCCUAUACACAGGAAACGUAUAAAUUAUUUAAAUUUAAAUACUUUAUAGUUUAAGCUCUGUAAAUGUAGAAACCUUCAAAAGUAAGUUCACGCUCUCCUGCACAUGUUCACUGUUGAUGUAUUUCAAAGGGAAAUGUUUAUUUGAUUGAAAUAUAGUGCCACAGGGACAAUUUAUCAUUAUGUUUUAUAGUGUGCAUGUGACUUCCUUUUUAAAUAUUGGACAGAGUAGGUUGUCCAGUGCGUGGGUGAUUGUUAUAAAUGCAGUUGAAAUGUGUACGAGACACGCACUUUUACUUGGCCUGAUGAGGACACAAAGAAAUUACCUGAGAAGUGUUACUUGUUCUCUGAGAAACCAUCUUUGACAGACACUGACUUGCAGAGUUGCUUACUAGAAACGUGUCAAGGCUGCUAACAAGAAAAAUAUUUUCAUUUUGUAGUUUGGCCAACUCACAAAAGAAUGUUCAGUUACAAUAAAUGCAGCUGAAAUAAG
Siniperca chuatsi (mandarin fish) is the source of this 3058-nucleotide messenger RNA. RefSeq lists its product as uncharacterized. The transcript has 10 exons. Bases 341 to 1987 code for a protein of 548 amino acids. The record is from RefSeq and is a predicted model, not a curated record. NCBI's taxonomy places the organism in Eukaryota, Metazoa, Chordata, Actinopteri, Centrarchiformes, Sinipercidae.